CUCCGGAUUGCAUAAGGGUGAUUGUUCAUGCUCGCAGUCACCGUGAAGGAAAAGCUGUCAAUGGAGCAGUGACGUAGAGAUCUAACACUCACGACAGAGAAAUAAUAAAAAUACAGAGUGGAUUUUGGCGGAGACUAACUAGUUCAAGAAAGAUUGAAGGAAGAUGAAAAACUCCGUUUCAGAUCGCAGUUUCUACAUUGAGAGCGACGACGAAGAUGAGGAGAAGGAUUUGAACAAUGUAGAUCAAGGAAACGAUUCAGACGAUUCGCAUGAAUGGAAUGAUCACGACGCAAUGAGAAAACCCAGUUCCUACAGCAUGGCAUGGCCUCAAAGUUACAGGCAAUCCAUUGAUCUGUUAGGCAGUGUACCAUCACCAAAUAUUGGAUUUUUGGGCACUACCUCCCUAUCAAGAUUAGGAAGUUCUUUUAUUGUUCCACCUUUGAUAAAGAGGCACCCCCCAGUUCCAGAUACAAUUCCGUCAGCAAAGAAACCUCUGCUACAACCAACAGACAUUGAUGAUCAGCGGCGUAGCUCCCAUAUCCUGCAUCCUCCCCAUCUGUUGAGGGGUUCUACUAGGAAUGUGAUUUCCAAGGUUGCUCAUGAUCAUGAAGUUCAUUUUUCUGGCCAAUGCACUUUUGGUCAAGCUGUGCUUAAUGGCAUAAAUGCUCUUUGUGGUGUUGGAAUCCUUUCUACCCCUUAUGCCCUCAAAGAAGGUGGAUGGGUUGCGCUUUCAGUCUUGUUUAUAUUUUCAGCUUUCAGCUUCUAUACUGGGUUGCUAUUACGUCACUGCUUGGAUAGUGAACCUGGGCUUGAGACAUACCCUGACAUUGGCCAAGCAGCUUUUGGUACUAGUGGACGCAUUUUCAUUUCUGUAAUAUUAUACUCGGAAUUAUAUGCUUGUUGCAUAGAAUAUAUAAUUUUGGAGAGCGAUAACUUAUCUUCAUUGUUUCCAAAUGCGCACCUAAGUUUAGGUGGACUUGAAUUGAACCCUCAUGUUCUAUUUGCAAUUCUGACCACCUUGGCUAUUCUUCCUACUGUUUAUCUUCGUGAUUUGCGCAUUCUGAGUUACCUCUCAGCAUGUGGUGUUCUUGCAACAACUUUGGUGGUUCUCUGCUUGUUUUGGGUUGGCUUAAUAGACAAUGUUGGCAUUCACAGCAAAGGAACUACAAUCAAUCUUGCAACUUUUCCUGUUGCUAUGGGUCUCUAUGGUUACUGCUACUCAGGACAUGCUGUGUUCCCAAACUUGUAUACAGCCAUGGCAAACAGAAAUCAAUUCCCUGCAGUGCUUUUAACAUUUGAAUUGGUUAAACUCAAAGAAAAAGUUACUCUAGAUGGAGAAUAUACAUUGUCUCAGUACACUCUUAACAUGCCUCAAGGCUUAGUGGCCACCAAACUUGCUGUGUGGACAACGGUGGUGAAUCCAUUUACCAAAUAUGCAUUGAGUUUGACUCCAGUGGCAAAGUGUCUAGAGGAGCUGAUACCAUUAAACGACCCCAAGUUUAACUUAUAUUCAAUCUUCAUCCGAACAAUGUUAGUGGUUUCUACACUGCUUGUUGGUCUUUCUGUUCCCUUUUUUGGUUUGGUAAUGUCAUUGAUUGGAUCUUUACUCACAAUGUUUGUUUCCUUGAUUCUUCCCUCUGCUUGUUUCCUAAAGAUUAAAUGGGGCAAAAUCUCUCAAAUUCAGGUAGCACUUUGUGUUACAGUUAUGAUAGUAGCUGUUGUAUCCUCCGCUUUUGGAUCAUAUUCAGCAAUCUCAGAGAUUAUUGAACAGUUGUUUGGAUAAAAUUUUUGCACCCUAAUCAUGGACUGAGUUGUUUCUUGUCUUAUGUUCGACAAAAUCCUACUAUUUUAUAUUUGGUUUUAUUUCUCAUGGCCAUUUUUGAUCUAUUAUUAUUGUUUGAAGCCAUUGUAUAAGGAUGUGUUUAUCUUUUUAAGAGCGAUUUUAUGGCCAAGAGCCCAAGACUGUAUCUAAUAAAAUCACAUGGGGUGGGGGCGGCGGCCAAAGUUUUGGAGUAGAGGAUUAUCAUCGAAGAUGAGUGCAAAAUUUCUUGAUAUACGUGAAAUUAAGUAAAUAGCAUUUACAUCA
Arachis duranensis is the source of this 2086-nucleotide messenger RNA. RefSeq names its product amino acid transporter AVT1C. The record is from RefSeq and is a predicted model, not a curated record. Gene Ontology annotation, cellular component: plasma membrane. Lineage: Eukaryota; Viridiplantae; Streptophyta; Magnoliopsida; Fabales; Fabaceae. The coding region runs from base 164 to 1783 and encodes 539 amino acids. The transcript has 13 exons.